Molecule: messenger RNA, 2309 nt
Organism: Notechis scutatus (mainland tiger snake)
Lineage: Eukaryota; Metazoa; Chordata; Lepidosauria; Squamata; Elapidae
Gene: GPNMB
Product: glycoprotein nmb
Biological process (GO): cell adhesion
Cellular component (GO): plasma membrane
Molecular function (GO): integrin binding
Source: RefSeq, a predicted model, not a curated record
CAAAGAGAGCAGGAGAACAGGGAAAUUUUAUCCCAGUCUUACUUUGAAGAGUUGAGAGGAACAUCAAGUCAAGUUAUACAAGUUCUGUAGUGUGUGUGUCUUUCUCUAUCUAUUCAGGAUGAAGUGGACUUGCCUAUUCUUCCUUCUUGGAUACCUGCUUGUUGGUGAACAUGUUCUGAGUGCUACAGCCUCCAAACGAUUUCGAGAUGUGAUGACUCAUGGAAAAGCAUAUUCUCAUAACAUAUACCACCACAGGCUAAAUCACUGGUAUUCUGAUCAUAAUAACUGGAAUGAUAAGCUUUAUCCUACCUGGGAGAAAGGAGACCCCAGAUGGAAAAACUGCUGGAAAGGGGGUAGAGUAAUAGCUAGUUUGACCAGUGAUAGCCCAGCUCUUGUAGGCUCUAAUGUGACAUUUAUUGCAAUGCUAAAAUUUCCCAGAUGUCAGAAGGAAGAUAAUGACAGUAAUAUAAUAUAUGAUCGAAAGUGCCUAAACAAUUCUUUAGUACUUUCUGAUGAAUAUGUUUAUAAUUGGACCCAAUGGAUUGAUGACUGUAGCUGGAUAAACUGCACAUAUAACAACAGCUAUAAUGUUUUCCCAGACGGAAAAUCUUUUCCUUAUCACCAUGGAUGGAGGAGAAGGAAUUUCAUAUUCAUAUUUCACACACUUGGACAAUACUAUCAAAUAAAGGGAGGUUCAUCAGUUAUGAUGUCAAUCAACACAACAAAUAUCACUAUUGGUAAACAACUAAUGGAGCUGGCAGUUUACAGAAGAGGUUAUCGCUCAUUUGUACCUGUAACCACAUCAAAUACUGUUUAUGUUGUAACUGAUCAAAUCCCCUUCUAUGUGAAUAUAUCACAGAAGAACAAUCGCAAUGUUUCAGAUUUUAUCUUCAUCAAGGAUAUCCCUAUUAUGUUUGAUGUUCAGAUUCAUGAUCCUAGCCACUAUCUGAAUCAUUCUGAUAUUUCUUACCACUGGAAUUUUGGAGAUGGCAGUGGAUCAUUUGUUUCCAACAAUUCUAUUUCAACACAUACAUACACACUUCUGGGAAAUUUCAGUGCUAACUUAACUGUUCAAGCUAUUAUACCAGUACCUUGUGGACCAGUGACAGCUUCUCCUUUACCUACAUUUCCAGCAUUCACUACCCAAUUGCCUUUUAAUACAACCCCCACCUUCCCUAACUUUACCGAGGUGCCCACAGGACAGCCUCCUGUUGAAAGGUGCAGUAUCACUCGAUAUGGAACUUACAAAGCAACACUUACCAUUGUAGAGGGGAUCCUUGAGGUAAACAUUGUCCAAAUGACAAGCGUCCAGAUGACAGCCACUCAAGUUGGAAGUUCCAUGGUUGAUUUCAUAGUAACCUGUCAAGGAAGUCUACCUACAGAUGCCUGCACAUUAAUUUCUGAUCCCACAUGUACGAUGUUACAGAGUGAGUCAUGUCACCCUGUUGAUGUUGCUGAUGUAUGUUUCCUAACCAUAAGAAGAAUCUUCAAUGAAUCUGGAACCUAUUGUGUCAACAUCACACUGGCUGAUGCAACAAGUCUAGCACUCACAAGUACUUUGAUCUCCAUCAAUGGAGCUGAAGCAUCCUUUUCAAGAACAGCAGAAGGAAUUCUGGUUACAUGUGGUUUCUUGGUGGUGCUUGGUGGUUUCCUGACUUUCUUCCUUUACAAGAGAUAUAAAGAAUAUAAACCUAUUGAAAGAAAAUCAGGUCAAGAGAAAUCCAGAGAAGGACUAAGUGUUUACUUCAAUAAUGUGAAGGCUGUUCUUUUCCCAAGAGGCAAUGAGAGAGAUCCUCUGCUGAAAAGCAAGCUGGGGAUUGUCUGAUUCUUCAGAAUAACAUUUUAAAAUCACAUGUUAAAAUUUCAAGCUUUACACUGAACUACAAUUUCUGUAGGAAUGCUCUUAAAAAGGGAGGAAAGAUGGCAUACUUGCAUUACAUACAAAUAAAAUAAAAACUAUCAUUCAAUUCACUUGAAAUUAUAAAAUAUCAGAACAUCAAGAAAAUGUGAUAUUUUAGUUGCUUAUCUUGAAUAUACUACAAUGUAUCAGUUAAUGAACAAUGUAUAAGAUAACUUUUAUUGUCAUUUUUUUUAUUGUGAGCACACUAGCCCACAUUAAAAAUGAACUUCUGUUUCCUGCUCUUCAAGAGAAAAUGUAUAUCUAACCAAACAGAUACAACACAUGCAUUAUAAUGGGUACAUUAUAUUGGGGAUUAUAUACCAACAUAUUACAUUAUUGCAGAGAUUUGUCUAGAUAGUCACUAGGCAUCAAUAUUGCCUGAAAAGCAUAAAUAAAUGAAUAAAUAAAA